This is a messenger RNA of Mauremys reevesii (Reeves's turtle), 869 nucleotides long. Its product is annotated as fibrinogen-like protein 1-like protein. The transcript has 4 exons. The record is from RefSeq and is a predicted model, not a curated record. Lineage: Eukaryota; Metazoa; Chordata; Testudines; Geoemydidae. Bases 1 to 834 code for a protein of 277 amino acids.
AUGGCUGCCCAGCACCUCCUGCUCCUCACCUGCCUGCUGGCCCUGUCAGCCACAGUUCUCACCCUGGAAAUAGAAAACCCGAAUAUCUUCAAUGGAACUUUAGAUAAAAUUCUGAACCUCAGCCCAAGGGAUCCUGUGCCUGUGCACAGUCUGGGACAUGGCCGGGGGAAGCGAGCCAGUGACACCCGACCACCAGCAGGACGUACCUGGCCCAAGGACUGCAGUGAGAUCCCCUCAGACAGCCCCAGUGGUAUAUACCUCAUCCAGCCCACAGGACUGCCCCAGCUCGUGGUGUACUGUGACAUGAACCAAACAGCCGGGGGCUGGACGGUCCUCCAGCGGAACCGGCACAACACGCACAUCACCUGGGCCGAGUCCUGGACCACCUACAAGUACGGCUUUGGCAACGUGCACGAUGACUACUGGCUGGGGAUGGAGUACAUCUAUCAGAUCGCCAAGCAGAAGGUCUACCAGGUCAGGUUUGUCAUUCAUAAUUCAACCGGCACCAUGAAAUACGCAGACUACAACCUCUUCGGUCUGGAAGACGAGUCCAACGGCUAUAGGCUGAGGCUGGGCUCUUACACGGGGACUGCAGGGGACGCCAUGACUUCAAACGAUCCAACCUACGUUCAUGACAACAUGAAGUUCUCCACUAAAGACCUGGAUCAGGACACUUACAGUGGGAACUGUGCGUCUAGCUAUGGUGGGGGCUGGUGGUACUCAGCUUGUUAUUCUGCUCAACUGAACGUCAAAGGGGGCAUCACUUGGGGUAGUUUCUGUAGUGGGAACUGCCAAGCCUCUGCCAUCCUCAUCAAACCAGCGUCUUACUGUUAGUCACCCCUUCCCCACCCUCCUGUCUGCAGUGAGGC